Rotaria sp. Silwood1 is the source of this 4278-nucleotide messenger RNA. NCBI's taxonomy places the organism in Eukaryota, Metazoa, Rotifera, Eurotatoria, Philodinida, Philodinidae. The record is from the annotation of a GenBank genome assembly.
AUGAAAUUUAAACGAACAGCUCAAGGUACAUUUAUAUCUGAUUCACGCCCACGACAUGUUGCCAUUGGAUAUUUUAAUGAUGACAAUUAUUUGGAUCUUGUAGUUGCUACUUCGGGUAGUGAUAAUAUUGGUAUUCGUCAGGGUUAUGGCAACGGAACUUUUUCAUCUCGAAUUAAUUAUUCAACUGGACGUCUAUCUCUUCCAUAUUGGGUCGCUGUUGGAGAUUUCAAUAAUGAUAAUUUAUCUGACAUUGCUGUUGCUAAUUAUGGUACGCAUAAUAUAGGUAUAUUUCUUGGCUAUGGUAAUUUAAAUUUUUCAAAUCAAUCAACAUUUCAAUUUGAUUCUUCUCGUCCUGUAUCAUUAGCAAUCGGUGAUUUCAAUCAAGACAAUAGAUUGGAUAUUGCUGUAGUAAAUAAUGGCACUUUCAAUGUAGUUAUAUUACUUGGUUUUGGUAACGGUUCUUUUCAAAUGCAUACAACUUAUGACAUGGGUUAUGAUUCAAUGCCAUCUUCGAUUGCUGUUGCUGAUUUUAACAAUGAUAAUCAACUUGAUAUUGUUGUUGUUAAUUAUGGUACUAGUAAUUUAGCUAUACUUUUAUCUAUGGGAAAUGGAAUAUUUUCAAUGAACACCUAUUCAACUGGACGUGGUUCUAAUCCAUGUUCAGUCGCUAUUGGUAAUUUUAAUAAUGACAAUUCUAGUGAUAUUGCUGUCGCUAAUUCUGCUACUGACACAGUUAGUAUAUUUCUGGGAAAUGGGAACGGAACAUUUACAAUUAACACAACAUAUUCAACUGGUUUUUAUUCUCAUCCACAGUUUAUUGCUGUUGGUAAUUUUAGUAAGGAUAAUACAGUUGAUAUUAUCGUUGCAAAUUCAGGAACAGACAAUGUAAUUAUACUCGAAGGUUAUGGUAAUGGAAUAUUUUCCCUUAAGGCAACGCAUUCAACUGGAUAUGAGUCUAAUCCAUAUGCAAUUGCCGUGGGUGAUUUUGACAAUGACCAUAUAUCAGAUGUCGUUGUCGUUAAUAACGGUAUUAAUUCUAUUCUUGUACUUAGAUCAUAUCUUACUUAUCUCACUCCAAAUGAAACAAAGUAUUCCACCGGUGACUAUUUUUCUCCGUUUUCUAUCGCUGUUAAUGAUUUCAAUAAUGAUAAACAACUUGAUAUUAUGGUUGCCGAUGUCUAUACUAGUAGUGUUUAUCUAUUUAUCGGAUAUGGUGAUGGCACUUUCGAUGACGACAAGUAUUUUUCUAUCGUGGAAGAAGAACAUGAUCCUGAUUUGAUUGCUGCUGGCGAUUUCAACAAUGACAAAUAUGCCGAUAUUGCUGUAUCUAUGUAUUGGACUAAUGAAAUACGUAUCUAUUUGGGAAAUGGAACUGGUCACUUUGAAAACCUAUACAUAUGCAGAGUUGGAAAUGAUUCGAUGCCAGCCGCAUUUACUAUUAAUGAUUUUGACGGCGAUAAAAAUCUUGAUAUACUAGUAGCCAAUAAUGUCGGUGAAAAUAUAGCUUUUUUGCAUGGAUAUGGUAAUGGAACCUUUGCAGAAGCAAUGAAUUACCCGACAGGAUAUAAUUCUCCAACAUCUAUUGAUGUGGGUUAUUUCAAUCGUGACAAUUUGUUAGAUUUUGCUACUACUAAUUAUGAUGACUACACUAUUAGCAUAUAUAUAGGGAAUGGGAAUGGAACUUUCCAAAAUCGGACAUUGCUUUCGACCGACGAUUAUUAUCCUAACUCUCUUGUUGUCGGAGAUUUAAAUAAUGAUAGAAGUGACGAUAUCGUCAUUACUAUUCCAUAUUCUUCGACAAUAGGUGUUUUUUUAGGUUAUGGUAACGGCACUUUUAGAAGUAUGCAAACUUAUUCGACUGACAUUUCAACCAAUCCAUGCGCUGCUGUUUUAAGUGAUUUUAACAAAGACACUAUACUAGACAUUGCGUUUUUGGAUCAGGAUAUUCCCAGUAUCAAUGUACUUUUCGGACAUAGUAAUGGAGAUUUUCUUGAACCAAUUACAUUAGCUAUUGAGGAUGCUUCGUAUUCGUAUUCCAUAGCCACUGGAGAUUUUAACAAUGAUACAGAAGUUGACAUUGUUGUUGGCAAUAUCGGCAGCGAUGAUAUGAGUGUACUUCUCUUACAAUACAAACCCGAUUUCGUAAAUAGUAAAGUUUAUUCUCAAAACACCAGUCCACAUCCAUCGGCAGUUGCCAUCGGUGAUUUCAAUAAUGAUCGUCAACCUGAUAUAGUUGUUACUAAUUCUGGAAUCGACAAUGUACAAAUAUUACUUGAUUAUAGAGAAGAAACUUUCAUGAAUAGAAUUACUUAUUCAACAGGUACUAAUUCACACCCACAACAUGUAGCUGUGGCUGAUUUUAAUAAAGAUAGUCAACUAGACAUCGCUGUUGUUAAUUCUUAUAAUAGUGCUCUAACAAUAUUUCUUAGUUCAGGUAAUGAAACAACUCAUACAUCAUCUGAAUAUAUAACUGGAUAUCCAUCUUUCCCAACUUCUGUUGCUGUUGGUGAUUUUAACAAGGAUAGUUGGAUUGAUGUUGUUGUUGCUAACAAGGCUACAAAUAACAUAGGUAUAUUUCUUGGAUUUGAUUAUCCAACGUUUACAAGUAGUAAUAUUAUUUUACAACAGCGUCAUUCCUCUCCAUAUUACGUUGUUAUAGGUGAUUUCAAUAAAGAUUUUCGAUGGGAUAUUGCAGUUGCUUGUCUCAAAAAGAACAAUAUAGCUGUAUUUUUAGGAAAUGGGAACGGGACAUUUGCAAAUGAACAGUUAAAUGAUUUACCAACAUUAUCUCGUCCACAAUCAUUGGCCAUAGGUGAUUUUAACAACGACAAUCAAUUGGAUAUUGCUGCUGCUAAUUCGCAAGAUCAAAGUAUAAGUAUACUUCUUGGAAAUGGUAGUGGAAUAUUUGCAAAAUAUAUAUCACAAAAUACAAUUGACUCAUCACCAGUUUCCAUUGCAGUUGGCGAUUUUAAUAACGAUAGUAGACAAGAUAUUGUUGUUGCCAUUCAAGAAGCUGACAGUAUUGGCAUAUUCAUAGGAUACGGGAAUGGAUCAUUUGAAGAACAAAUAUCAUAUAAAAUGCCUGAUAAGUCAUCUCCAGUAUGGGUUGUUGUUGGUGAUUUCAACAAUGACAAUGUGCAAGACAUAGCUAUUGCUAACUUUAACGGACAUAGUAUAGGUAUACAUUUAGGAUAUGGUAAUGGUGCCUUUAAAAAUCUAACACUAUAUUCGACCGGAGAUAAUUCUGGUCCCUGUUCAAUUGCGAUUGGAGAUUUUAAUAAAGAUGAAUGGAUGGAUAUUGCUGUAGCUAAUAGGAAUACUCAAAAUGUUGGUAUAUUUCUUGGUUAUGGUAAUGGAACAUUCUCGUUACAAACAACAUAUACAACUGGCUCUGGAUCUAUGUUAAUGUCUAUCGUAGUAAGUGAUAUAAACAAUGAUACUGUCCUUGAUAUUGCUAUCUCGGAUUUUGGAAGUGGAAAAGGUAAUAUUGCUGUAUUAUAUGGAUUAGGUGAUGGAAGAUUUUUAUUACCACAGAUCUAUUCAACUGGUGUUGAUACGGAGCCAUCAUCAAUUGCAAUUUGUGAUUUUGACAAUGAUGGUCGGCUAGAUUUUGUCAUCAGUAACUCUAAAAAGAACAAUAUAGGUAUUAUGCUUCGAGAUAGCAGUCAGCCUUUGGGUCAACAAACAACGUUUCCCACGGGUAGCGAUUCUAGCCCGUAUUCAGUUGUUGUUAGUGAUUUUAAUGAUGAUGGUCGACUAGAUAUUGCUGUUGCGAAUUCUCAAGCGAAUAAUAUUGGUAUUCUUCUUGGAUAUGGGAAUGGGAGCUUUUCCACACAAGAAAUUUAUUCUACUGGUCUCUAUUCAGGUCCUAAAUUCAUUGCUGUUGGAGAUAUCAAUCGUGAUAAACACAUAGACAUUGUUGCAGCUAAUUCUAACACAAGCAAUAUUUGCGUCCUUCUUGGAAAUGGUAACGGUACUUUCACCAUCUUACAAAAUUAUUCAACGGGACAAGGCUCUGAACCAUCUGCUAUUGCUAUUGGAGACUUAAAUAAAGACAAUAAAACGGAUAUUGUUGUCACUAAUAGUGGCAUCAGUAAUAUACUUGUUUUCUUUGGAUCUGACAAUGGAACGUUUUCCGAACCGAGGGCAUAUUCCUUUGACUAUGGAUCUCGUCCAACAUCAGUCGCUAUCGAAGAUUUUGACAAUGACAGUUUGUUGGAUAUCGUUGUUGCCAAUUAUGGUUCAGGUUAUGUAGAAGUUCUUUUACAGACUUGUUAA